Molecule: messenger RNA, 1844 nt
Organism: Sphaerulina musiva SO2202
Lineage: Eukaryota; Fungi; Ascomycota; Dothideomycetes; Mycosphaerellales; Mycosphaerellaceae
Exons: 1
Coding region: 300-1256 (318 amino acids)
Cellular component (GO): cytoplasm
Molecular function (GO): zinc ion binding
Source: RefSeq, a predicted model, not a curated record
GGCCAAGUGAAGUGAGUGAAGGUUGUUGUUGUUGUCGCAUUGUGGCGUGUGAAAGUCAUAGACGCUGACCGCAAGGCCAAGUACCUUAUUCUCUCCCUUCACCACUCCCGAGAACAGGUAACUCUCCACCGCAUCGACCGGCGCUGCUGACACACACCGGCCUCCGUGUCACGAAGUGGCCAGAAUCUUCUUUGCCAUCGCUUAGCCAUCACCGCCAGGCAGACCAUCGCAUACGCAAGCCCUGACUGGCCUGGCGAUACGUACAUAAGGUAUAUAAUAGCAGAGGGCGCAACGCCAGCAUGGCCUCUACCCCAGACCCAACCAAGCAAGACAGCAGCUUCAGCACCAUGUCGCAUGCGGAAGUCGAAGCAAUCGGCGCUCACUGUCAAGCCGCCUUCUGCCGGCAACUCGACUUUCUUCCUUUCAAAUGCGAAAGCUGCAAAGGCUCAUACUGCCUCGACCACCGUACUGAAACAGCCCACGCCUGUCCCAAGGAAGGCGAGUGGGCUCGCAGACGAGCAGAAGCGAAUCGCGGCCCUCCAACGACAACAACAGGCUUCAAAGGCCCCACAAAACCGAGCAUCCUCUCCCACGAACAACAAUGUUCCGAUCCGUCCUGCAAGACCCUCAUCAACACACCCCUCGUGACAGGCGUGCACUGCGACAAAUGUCGACGAUCCUACUGUCUGAAACACCGCUUCACCUACGAGCACAAUUGCGAGAACCUCACUCCUCUGGGAACAGGGAAGAAUGGCCAACAAACACAAAAGGAGAAAGGAAUGGCAGCGCUGGACAAGUUAAAAGCUUGGGGACUAUCCAAGAAAGCUAGUCUGCCCACACCCAAGGUCCCACAAACGCCAGCAAGGAAGAGUGCCGCAGCUUCCGUCACGGCCAUUAACACUCUGAAGAGGACUGCUAAAGGCGACGACAAGAUCCCUCAAGACAAGAGGCUAUAUCUAUACGUAGAAGCCAGUUCGGAUACGAUAACCGCGAAGAUACCAAAGGGAAAUUUCUUCUACAGCUCGGAAUAUUCCGUAGGCAGAGUCUUGGAUCUUGCGGCCAAGAGCUUGCAGGUGCAAAAUGUUAACAAUCGGUCUGAGAGCGAGGAGGAUAAACUCCGAGUGUUUCACGUAGAAGGCGGUACGCUGUUGGACUUUGGGGAGAAACUGGGGCAGCGUGUGACCACGGGCAAUACCAUCGUUUUGCUGCGAGGAGUAGGGAGUGGGAUGGCAAAGACCCCGGAGCAUACAGCGUAACGCUAAUUUCUGCACGGACUUUAUUGCUGCUGCUGCUGAUUAUGAUGAUGAUGGAUGUACGGACCCUUCCGCUUUCAGCAGGUCCGCUCCAGUACAGUUUAUGGUAUGCUGCAUCCAUCUCGGGCCGGGUGAACUUCUUUUGCUUCAGCCAACCACUUCUUGACUUCAUGGACCCGCUCUUCCUUAAAAUGGCUACAAAUCUAUUCCUGCUGCGCCUCCCUGGCAAGCUGGUACACCUUAUGGUCUACCUGCGGUACUCCAACAUGUCCAGAGUCAGCACUGGCAAAAUUCUCGUUCUGCUCCACCUCUCUGGUCAGCUGGCACAAACCACGGCAUGGUACCAGUACUCCAUACAUUAUGGCUAAGAGUAAGCAGCUAUGGGAUCACUCGGAUGCGGACGCACAGAAGACUCAAAUAUGAAAAUUUUCGUCCUUCUUUCUCUCUUCUUCUUCAUCAAAUCAAUCUUACGACAGCACAGCACACGCUCUGCACGAUUUCGUAAACCAAAGACAUCCUUCACAAGAUGUGCCCUCCUCAACGCUCCGACACUCCUGCUUCGACCCCGCCCACGAUUGUCGAUCUUGCCAU